Molecule: messenger RNA, 3927 nt
Organism: Acanthosepion pharaonis
Lineage: Eukaryota; Metazoa; Mollusca; Cephalopoda; Sepiida; Sepiidae
Source: the annotation of a GenBank genome assembly
AUGUUUGUACUUAACUUUUUUCUCUUCUUUCCUGUACCAGAACCCUUCUCUAUUCUUUUUUUCAUGUUCCUUUUCUCCCUUUUUUAUCCGUACUCUUUGUUUUUGCUCUUGCUCUCUUUUUUCCCAGUUUUACAAUGUACUGUUAUCUCUUUUCUCAGCGCACUUUUCCUUUCUUUUUUAUUUUUAUCCCUUCAUUUACUCUUCCUCUUCUCAUCUAAAACCCUUGUUGUACUCGUCUUUUUGGCCGCUCUAUGUUUUGCCUCUCUCGACUGGAAUUUUUCCCGAAUUUGUUCCCACCAGUUCAGACUGGCUGUGUACAUUGCGAACCGCUACCUCAGCUCUGAUGAUCAUAAAUUUGUGAACCUGGUGAGCCAGGAGCUCACCAGAUAUGCUGACCAAGCUGCAGUGGACAGUGUGUUACUCUUCCCACCACUUGACUCCUACCAUCGCCUAUUGAUCCACAAGACUGUAGAAUCUGACUUUAAACAAUUGCAUAGCUUCUCUGUUGGAUCCGAAAAGCAACGCAGAACUGUUGUUUGUCUCCAAAAUACCAUGCUUCAUAAUGGUCUCAGCCAACCAAUGUCCAGUUCAGGCAGUAGGCCAUGUCGUGGCCGUGGUCGUGGCAAGUGGUUAGACUAUCAAAAUUCCCCUCCAGUCAUUCCUUCUCCACAAAUUAUAAAGGAUGAUGAGACUAAAAGUCAUCAUGAUAUCAUUACAUCAGCUGCUCUGCAAGGAACAAGGGGUAAAGCAAGAAAGCCCGAACAGCAACUUUACAUCCCACGUCCCCGACGACUGCAGCAGCAGCAACAACAACAGUAUCCCUUGGACAAUGAUGAAUAUAUAUCUCCAUACACUCUGGGGGAGAACAACGAUGAAAGAGGAGUAACCCCAACAAGCCCAGAUGACUUGUAUCCUCAUCCAUUCAGCACCAAUCCUAACAACAACAAUGUCAACACCCCUCAGCAGACAGGUCGGAAAAACACACCUCGAGCUACUUGUACAGCCAGGAAAACACGGCGAGAAGUAGAGAUUUAUAUUCCCCGAGCUAAACGCUUGAUGCAGCAAGGUGGGGCACCUAUAGAUAUAGAUGGUUUGGCUGAAGCUGGUUCAUUAAUUAACUGCCGUGAACCUGCAUCUCCUCUGGAUCGACUAUCUGGAGAAUAUUCUGCUGACUGGACUGUAGGGGGUUGCCAAGAUGCUAGUAUUGAGGGGAACAGGCAAGGAGGGAAGGUUGGGUUACAAUGUCUAAAUGUUAGGAAUUCUCGCCAAAGUACAACCCACAGGUCACCCGAUGGUGGUAGGAGAGGCAGGCGGUCAAAACAGUGGGAAUAUCAAUCACCAUCUUCAUCAGAUGACUCUGGAAGCUCUGAACGGAAAGUGACACUAGCACCAGCACCUCAAACAGAAGAAAGAAAUCGCAAUAGGCCAUGUGGGCGCAAAAACAGGAAUGCCCCCCAACCAAAUGUAGCUGGAGAUAGUGUGGGGACAUAUGCUCCUGACAAUGUUAACAAGAAUGCAUAUGUUAUACCAUGGUGUUCCGAAGAAACCAGUGCCAAUGCUAGUGUUCAACGAUGUACAAAUGAAAGACAACCAAACGAAUCUGUGGCACGAGGUACAAGUCACAAAUCCACACUUGUCAACGAAUCAACCAAAGUCUGUGAUAAGACAAAUGUUGCCGUUAGCAACCCAACAAGGCAACAACGUCGUUCCCCUAUAAGCAGCUGUGACCCAAACAAGCUUCCUUGUGAAUCGAAAUCUGGAGUAAAUAAUGCCAAAUCUCAGUCAAGUUCACCCCAUCGACCAGCAGACCAAGACAGCAAACAGGGCAUCCCUUCUAUUUCAUCAGAGGCUACACCUUCACCUUCAUCCCUGGACAAUCAGCAGAGCACGGCUGAUCCACAGUGUACUGCCAUUCCAGUGGACAUUCCGAAAGAAGAGACUGACCACUAUGAUAGUCUCUCUUCUAAAUCACCAGUAUACACCUCAGCCAGCUGCAAACGUUCUCCUGGCACUGGUUGCAAGGAGGCAGAUAAUAUCGCAGCUAGCAAGGACAGUGAUGAUCACUGUUCAGUUAAAAAUCUGCUGAACAAAUCUAAAGAGACAUUAAGCAAUACAGAUCUGGACUCUUCAAUUGAUGAUGUCAUAAAUGAAGAUACUGGAACAAUGGUAAAGGCAGCUAAAAAAUCCUCUUCUGUACAGGACCUGACCCCUCUAUCUCAGAAUGGUUCUCAGCCUCCAUGUGCAGUAGAUGGAGAGGAUGAAGGUGCAGACUCUUGGGAUGCUUUGUAUGAUGAAAAUGGAGACUGCUUAGACCCAGCAGUCAUGGAAGAGGUAUCGAUUCCCUCUCUCUUUCUCUUUGUCCUUUCCACUCUCUCUUUCUCUCUGUUCUUUCCACUCUCUCUCUUUCUCUCUGUUCUUUCCACUCUCUCUCUUUCUCUCUGUUCUUUCCACUCUCUCUCUUUCUCUCUGUUCUUUCCACUCUCUCUCUCUCUCUUUCUCUCUGUUUCCUUUCCACUCUCUUUCUCUGUUUCCUUUCCACUCUCUCUUUCUCUCUGUUCUUUCCACUCUCUCUCUUUCUCUCUGUUUCCUUUCCACUCUCUCUCUCUCUGUUUCCUUUCCACUCUCUCUCUCUCUGUUUCCUUUCCACUCUCUCUCUCUCUGUUUCCUUUCCACUCUCUCUCUCUCUGUCUCCUUUCCUCUCUCUCUCCUUUCUCUCUCUGUCCUUUCCACUCUCUCUGUCCUUUCCUCUCUCUCUCUGUCUUUCCCUUUCCCUCUCUCUGUCCUUUCCUCUGUUCUCUCUCUUUCUCUCUGUCCUUUCCACUCUCUCUCUUUCUCUCUGUCCUUUCCACUCUCUCUCUUUCUCUCUGUCCUUUCCACUCUCUCUCUUUCUCUCUGUGUCCUUUCCACUCUCUCUCUCUCUGUGUCCUUUCCACUCUCUCUCUCUCUCUGUGUCCUUCCCUCUCUCUCUCUCUGUGUCCUUUCCUCCUCUCUCUCCUCUUUUCUCUCUGUUUCCACUCUCUCUCUCUCUCUGUGUCCUUUCCACUCUCUCUCUCUCUCUCUGUCCUUUCCACUCUCUCUGUCCUUUCCACUCUCUCUCUUUCUCUCUGUCCUUUCCACUCUCUCUCUCUCUUUCUCUCUGUCCUUUCCACUCUCUCUCUCUGUCCUUUCCACUCUCUCUCUCUGUCCUUUCCACUCUCUGACUCUUUCUUUCUCUCUGUUUUCCUUUCCUCUCUCUUUGACUCUUUUCUCUCCUUCCUCUUUUUCCACUCUCUCCUUUCCCUCUCCUCUCUCUCUCCUCCUUUUCCCUCUCUCUCCUUUUCUUUUUUUUCUUCUUUUUCUCACAAAGGCUUAGAUUUAUUGACUGCUAAUGUAGGCAAGGUUCAAAUUCAUAAAACAAAGAUUAAUUAUUUGGAAUUCCAACCCAAAGAAUCAGAUAUAGAUUAUAAAGAAUAUGACCAUGUGUUAGAAGUGUAUGACUUCCCUGCUGAGUUACAAACUAGAGAUUUAAUUGGAGCCUUUUCACAAUUCAAGGAAAGAGGAUUUGACAUUAAAUGGGUGGAUGAUACUCAUGCCCUGGCCAUCUUCAACAGUCCCUUGGCUGCUGAGGAUGCUUUAUCAAACAACAAUCCACUGCUGAAGGUGAGGCGCAUGACAGAUGCUUCCAAAAAAUCUAAGCAGAAGGCAAAACGUUGUACUGAGUUCCUCCAGCCUUACAAACCACGUCCAGAGACUUCAGCCAUCACUGCCAGGCGUAUGGUGACUGGAGCUCUUGGCCUAACCCCACGUAUUUCCAAACAGAAGAGAGAUCAGGAAAGACAACAGUUGAAGGAGGCACGUGAGAAGAAGCGACAGGAUCGACUUAUCAAGCAAGAAAUGUGGGAAGGAAAUAUUGGCAGCAAAUGUACUGUGGAUGCAACAACCCAAUAG